AUGACGUCAUCCGUCUUCUCACGUCUCAACUUCAUCUCACACGAAGCUGAGCACAUUGCAACCUUGUCCUACUCAAUCACGACCGGUUUCAGUAUGCCGGAUAAAAUCAUAGAUGCUGCCCUGGCUGAGGUGAAGAGGACGAGUGACAUUUCUCAGGAUGUGCUCAAAUCUGGUGCAUAUUUGUACCCCCCUAAAGGUAGGACUCGGAGACAUGAUCCAUACCUUGAGCAGCGGCUGACUAGUGUCCAGGGUAUUUUUUACUUUGCAGCUCAUAAAGAUUUAUGGAAGCCCUUUCGGGCUCGUGCCGGGGCGACUAUCAGUCUAGGCCUCGGCGUCACAUCAGCGAUGUUUUUCUUCACCUACGUGCCUCAGAUGGCCGUAAUGGCCAUCACAAGUGGACCCCUUGCCGCGAUCUCUGCAGGAGUUCUUGUUUUGAGCGAAAGCUCUACCAUCACGAAUCUCCUUGCCCGAUCCUUCUUGGUCGAGGAAGCUCUGAUUGACACAUUCGAUGGCACCUUGGUUGCCCGCGGCCAGGAAUCUCUGGUCGCCGAAGGGCGGCAACUCAAGCCCAACUCCGGAGGAAUGGAUGCUAUUGCGAGGCUCGGCAAGGCCAUCUCUCGACCAUUCACAAAAAUGAGCCCACAGAGCCUUUUCAGGUCUCUGCUUUAUCUGCCUUUGAAUCUGAUCCCUAUGGUCGGAACCGUGUUAUACAUCACGGCCCAGGGAAGACGAAUUGGCCCGAAGCUUCACGCACGAUAUUUUCAGCUCAAAGGCUGGAACUCGCGACAGCAAGAUGAAUGGUUGGCUAAACACAAGGCGGCCUACACCGGGUACGAGAAUUUCCACACUACAUGA
Penicillium chermesinum is the source of this 855-nucleotide messenger RNA. RefSeq lists its product as uncharacterized. The transcript has a single exon. Lineage: Eukaryota; Fungi; Ascomycota; Eurotiomycetes; Eurotiales; Aspergillaceae. The coding region runs from base 1 to 855 and encodes 284 amino acids. The record is from RefSeq and is a predicted model, not a curated record. Gene Ontology annotation, cellular component: prospore membrane; ascospore wall; lipid droplet.